Molecule: messenger RNA, 4264 nt
Organism: Dermochelys coriacea (leatherback sea turtle)
Lineage: Eukaryota; Metazoa; Chordata; Testudines; Dermochelyidae
Gene: AP5B1
Product: adaptor related protein complex 5 subunit beta 1
Exons: 2
Coding region: 918-3671 (917 amino acids)
Biological process (GO): endosomal transport
Cellular component (GO): lysosomal membrane; AP-type membrane coat adaptor complex
Source: RefSeq, a predicted model, not a curated record
GCGGCCGGCGGGGAAGCAGGAAGGGCGGGGCGGGGCGAGGCGGCUGCUGCGUCGGGCGGUGAGCGGGCCGGGCUGGGACUCAGGGGGAUGCCCCGGGGUUCCCCCGUGCAGGGGGCCGGGUAGGGGGAGCGUCCCCACCUGGGCCCCCCUUGGGGCCAUCUGGGGCUGCCGCACUGCGACCCCCCCCCCCGCCCAAUACAGCCCGCCAGGAAGCCCCACCCCAGCGCCCCCGUUACUCACAAUCCCCCCUCCCCAGCUAUUGCCCCAACACGCCCCGCUCCCUAUCCCCCACAAUCCCCUGGGGCCCCGACCCAGCACCGCCAUGUUCUCUGUUACCCACACUCCCUUGCGUGGGGCCAUCAGGGACCCCUCCCCCAUUGCCCUGCGUGGGGCUCUGGGCCAUUGAACCCCCAUUUCCUGGAGCCCUGACGGGCGCCCGGCAGCGGUCGGUUCUCCAGGCUUCGGAAUCUUCUGGACGCCCUGCCCGCCCCCAGCCCCUGCUUGGUCUUACCCAGAAACCCCAAGGGCCCCCCCUCGUCCCUGGCCUCAAUGUGUGUGUCCCACGGGGCCCCUCCAGCUGCCCCCCCUUUUCCUGGGAUUGCUACUUGCCCCAUUUUCUUGAUGCCUCAGUUUCCCCAGGAUUAAAACUGGGUUCGUAGCAGCCUAGCCCCCAGAGAGAGUCCUGAUUCUCAGUUCAAUAAUCCUAUUACAUACAGGGACCCCUCCCCUGGCACUGAGAUGUGGUCACCACGGAGGUCGGGCGUGGGGCCUGCUUAUACAAAGAUCCCUGUCCCGUGCUGCCACUUCUCGGGCAGGGCUUGAGUGAGACUAGGAGCUUGUGGCUCUGGUGUGGGACACUCUUUUGCUCUGACUGGCUUCUCUCUCUCCCACCCAGGUGAUCCCUCCCAGGGGUUGCCAUGGGUGUGCGGAGUGGGGAGAGUUGGGCCCAGCUUAUAACGUCCUUCCGAGCAGGCCCCACCGCCUUCCUUCUGGCCCAUGGGAGUGAUGAUACCUUCCUGGCUGAGCUGCUGCAGGACCUGAGCAGUGAGAGGAUCAGUGAGCAAACCAAGGUCUCCAUGCUGACCCUUCUGCUGGAGUUCCCCACCCUGCUGUGCCCAGACCCCGAGGUGGGCGAGCAGGUGGCUGGCUCUCUCCUGGCUAACUUUGCCCAGCUGCCCCACUCACCCAAGUUGUCCUGGCUGCGGCGCCACCUGCUGGUGGUGAUGGGGACUGUGCUGAUCUCCACUGAGGCCUUUGGGGAGGGCUCCCAGGCCUCCCGUGACUACCUCUCUCUGCUGCUGCACCUGGCCUCGGACCUCAAUGACCAGCGGCAGGGGCCAGGUGACCGCGGGGUGCGGGCGGCUGCCUGCGAGAGUCUGAGGGAGCUGGAGUGCUGCUACCCUGGCUUGUUCUCCCGGCGGUUGGACUUGCUGCACUCCAUGCAGCAGCAGGAGCUCACACCUGUCCACCAGGUCUAUACGCUGCUGUACAGCCUGGCCCUGCGCAACGCCGUGCUGCUACUGGCCCGUCAGGGAGAGGGGGCCCUCAGUGAAUUGCUGGCUGGCAAUGAGGGGCUGGCUUGGGAGGCGGUGGGGAACGCUGGGAAAGUCUCUCCAGCCUCCAUUGACCGCCUGCUGCUGCUGCCCACCCCGGCCGAGACCAAGGAGCUGAAGUCGGUGCUGUCCCAGCUGCUGGAUGGCUCCUAUCUGCUGACACCACCUGCCCAGAGCCAGCUUCUGUGGCAUCUGGCCCAGGUGGUGUGCGUGAUCCGCACCCAGUCACCUGCCAUCUUCAAGGCGCAGCUGGUGCGGUUGUUUGGCACAGCCCACGUGGCGCUGCUGCACGCCAGCCUACAGCUCAAAAGGCUUUUCACGGACAGCCUCUUCACGGCCGAGGACGAGGCCUUCCUCCUGCGCCGCCUUGUGGGCCUGGCCCAGCAUCCCUCACUGCCCUCGCCCCUCAAACUCUUCUACCUUGACUGCCUGCUGCAUUUCCCCGAGAACCGCCCGCUGGGCUCUGGCUCUGAGGAGGGGCUGCCCGUCCUGCUCACACCCCGCCUGGCCUCCUGCCUCUUCCCCUCCCUCUUCAACGAUCCGGGCACCAUGCUGGCACGCCUCAACCUGCUGAGCCUGGUGUGCCUGGAAAACCAGGGCCCCGAGGCUGACCAGGGUGUUGGGUAUAUCUUUGAGCAUGUCCUGGCACUGGCAGACACCGUGGCAGGCAAAGGUGGGCGUGAGGCCACUGGGCUCUUCUUCCGAGCUGCCUACCUCUUUGCCCGCUACUUUGACUCAAGGUCACAGCUCAUGGCAGAGCUGACAGGCACCCUGGUGAGGCUGUAUCGCCAGUGCUGCUCCCUGGCCCCCAACCUCAUCAACCUGCUCAAUGAGACCCAAGCAGUGCUGGAUGACCCAGCCUGGCCUACCUCCUUGAGCAAGGCCCUGCAGGAGCUGACUGUGGGCGUGCCACUGUUGCCACCCUUGGAUCAGGAUCUGGGCUGGCACCUCAAGUUGUUGGCCCGGGUGGCAAAGGAGAGUGGGGUCCCGCAGGGCAGCACACUUGGAUUCCUGCAGCGCCUGGUGCGGCUGGCAGGUGCAGGACAGCUGGGAGAUUGGCAUAUUGGCCAGGCUUUGCUGAGCGUCUGCCGCAACCUGCUGCAGCACCAGCCUCCACCUGCCAUGGGGUGCCAGCUGGCCGAGCUGCUCCAAGAUGUCUCACUGAGCUACCCGGAUGUGGAUGUGCAGGAUCGGGCCCGCUUCUACUACACGCUCCUGUCAUGCCUGUCUGGGGACAAGCUGGGGGCAGUGCUGGCACCUGGUGGACGCCUCAAAGCCCGGACUCUCUCCUCCUCUAUCGUGGCAGACAGUGAGAACUUCACUGCCACACUGACCGUGCAUCCAGCCCCACAACCCCUGCUGCAGCUGCAGCGCGAGGCCCCAGCCAAGCCCACCCUGGUACCAGCGCCAGCCUCCCAGCCGUGCCCUGCUGAUGCUCAGGAGGUGAAGGACUGCUGCCGACGGCUCCUGGAGCUGCAUUCUCCAGCUCGGCUCAGCCUGACAUACCGGCUGCUCCACACAGGAUCCUCAUCUGAGCAACUCUUCUGCCUCCUGCUGCACUUUGAGCACUCCGACAACUUCUAUGAGCCAGUGCCUGAUAUGUGUGUGCCCUGCCUCUCCACCACCCACCCAUCACCCCUCCUCACACUCCACCUGCAGCCCCGCUGCCCCUACCCCACCAAGCUGGCAGUAAGCGCCUUGUACACCACGCAAACCGGCCUUACCUACUGCAGCCAGCUAGAACCACUGCAGGUGGCCUUUGCGGACAUCUUCCUGCCUCUGGCACUGCCUGUGAAUUGGGACUGUGAGAGCCGGCGCCACCUCUUUGACACCCUCUGGUCCUCCCUGUGCCCAAAUGGGUCAGGUGACUGCGCCGAGAGCCUCUUCUGCUGGCCCACUACCCAACAGCCCUUGGGUGUCCUGGUGCAGGCUCACUUUGCCAGCUACCUGGUGGCAGAGGAUCUGGGCACCUACAAGAUUGCCAUAGCCCUGCCACCCCAUUAUCAUGUGCUGCUGCAGGCACAGACGACCCAGGGGGCAGCGCGCAUCACCAUUCGAACUGACAACUGGAAGGUGCUCCCCCACCUGAGUGCCUACCUGCGGAAGGUGGUGGAGUGACAGAGCCUGAAAUAGGGAUUGAGGGCACCCUCCAGGAAGGGGUAUCUGUGAGUGGGAGUAAAGGGGACAUAUCUCCAGCCACCGGGGGGGAGGGGGGAUUUAAGAGUGGGAAUAGGGGCACACAUCUCUGGUCCCCUGAGUGGGACUGGGAGCCUGAAAUGUAAAUUUCUGAAGCUCAGUACAAAUGCCUUUUGCAAGUAAAAUUUACAGUGAAAUGAACAACUUAGUGUGUGUGGGGAGAGGUGCAUUGGGGUGGGGACGGGUGGUGCAAUGGGAGCUCUGGGGGCAGAUGCAAUGGGGUUGAGCUGGAGGAGUGUGGAGGUGGUGCUAUGCAUUUGUGAGAGUGCAAUGAGGUAGUGCUGUGUGCCCGAGCUCCUGUACUGCUCCCAGCUAAUGGGGAGGCUCCAGCGCUGGUGUUGCUUGGAGCAGCUGAGCUGUAGUGCUGAAAGGACAGCUGGGAUGCAUUUCCCCCCUCACAUGCUGGAGGACUCCAUGCCUGCCCUGGGGGCCUGAUGCUGAAAGGAGGGUUUGGUUUCUGAGGCGUGUUUGGUCCCUGGCUGCUCUGCUGGUACAGGGGUUGGUGAGCAAGGAUU